AUUUUAUAUUACCUUGUGUGUCUAAUUUGGUCCAUCCAGGAACUUAAGAGGAAACACGAGUGGUAAAAGGCAAGAGGGAAUACAUUACACAAAAGCCUAUUGAGAGCAUUAAACACGAGUGUACUACCAUCUAAGAGACGUGAGUAGAGUGUUGUGAGGUCCUGAAACCUUAAUAAUUUUUAUUGCACAUUUUUUUUUUCCUGUUGAAUUAUGGCUGGAGCAGGUGGUGGUGGUGACGAGUACCAUCAGUUGGACGGCGCUCAACGUCUGUUAGUGGAUGCGAUGAAUGCACAGAUGCAACGUUUGCUAGACCGUACCACAGAGGAGGUCUAUGGACGACUAGAAGCUUUGGAGAACCAAGCCAAUCAGAAUGCUAGACGAAAUAUAGAUGGGAAUAGAGGUAACAAUGGCGGUAAUGACGGACCGAGGCAGAACCGGGUUGAGGGAGUAAAGCUCAAUGUUCCUCCCUUCAAAGGUAGAAGUGAUCCAGAUGCCUACCUGGACUGGGAAAUGAAGACUGAGCACGUAUUUGCCUGCAAUGACUACACUGAUGCGCAGAAAGUCAAGCUAGCAGCAGCUGAAUUCUCCGACUAUGCCCUUGUUUGGUGGCAUAAAUACCAAAGAGAAAUGUUGAGAGAGGAACGACGAGAGGUAGAUACAUGGACUGAGAUGAAAAGGGUGAUGAGAAAAAGGUAUGUGCCCACUAGCUAUAACAGAACCAUGCGACAGAAACUCCAAGGGCUGUCCCAAGGGAAUUUAACCGUGGAAGAAUAUUAUAAAGAGAUGGAAAUGGCGUUAGUGAGGGCCAACAUCGAAGAGGACUCCGAAGACACAAUGGCUCGUUUCCUGAAUGGUCUAAACCCUGAAAUCAGAGAUGUUGUUGAAUUACAGGAGUAUGUGGUGUUGGAUGACUUGUUACAUAGGGCGCUUCGGGUUGAACAGCAAAUUAAAAGAAGAAGUGCAACAAGGAGGAACUCACCCAAUACUUACAACCAAAACUGGGCCAACAGAUCCAAGAAGGAGGGAGGUAAUUCGUUCCGACCUGCAGCCACAUCCCCGUAUGGAAAGUCAGCAACACCCAGUGUAGGUGGAAGCAAACAUAACACCUCCACUUCCUCAUCCAAUACUGGAACCAGAAACAUAAAAUGUUUCAAGUGCUUAGGCAGAGGACAUAUUGCUUCUGAAUGUCCAACCAGGAGGACCAUGAUCAUGAAGGCUGAUGGAGAAAUCACUAGUGAGUCUGAAAUCAGUGAAGAAGAAGUGGAAGAAGAAGAGUAUGAGGAGGAAGCUAUGCAGGGUGAUAUGUUGAUGGUGAGAAGGCUGUUGGGAAAUCAAAUGCAGCCACUGGAUGACAAUCAAAGAGAAAAUAUUUUCCACACCAGAUGUGUAAUUAAUGGUAAGCUAUGCUCUUUAAUUGUUGAUGGAGGAAGCUGUACCAAUGUUGCAAGUUCCACAUUAGUGACCAAACUGAAUUUGGAAACUAAGCCCCAUCCUAGACCAUACAAACUUCAGUGGCUUAGUGAAGAUGAAGAGGUAAAAGUGACUCAACAGGUUGAGGUGUGUCUCACCAUUGGGCGAUAUAAUGACAAGGUGCUGUGUGAUGUGGUCCCAAUGGAAGCGACCCAUGUGCUGUUAGGAAGACCGUGGCAGUAUGAUACCAAGGCAGUGCAUGAUGGCUUCACCAACAAAAUCUCUUUCCAGCAAGCUGACAAGAAGAUUGUUCUCAAACCGUUAUCUCCUCAAGAGGUUUGUGAGGAUCAGAUAAAAAUGAGAGAAAAGAAAAAGAGUGAGACACUUGAGAGGAAGAAGAGUGAGACACUUGAGAAGGAAAAGAGAGGAAAGAAAAAGAGUGAAACACUUGAGAGGGAAAAGAGAGAAAACAAAAAGAGUGAAACACUUGAGGGCAAACAGCUUUAUUUAGCAACAAAAAGGGAGGUGAGGAGGGUGCUUUGUGCGAGACAACCCCUCUAUUUAUUGUUUUCUCAACGUCAGAUGUUGCAUGCUAACCCAAUUGAUGAAUUUAAAUUGCCUUCUAGUAUUCAAUCUCUUAUGCAGGAUUUUGAUGAUGUGUUUCCAGCAAGUGUACCAGAUGGUUUGCCACCAUUGAGGGGAAUUGAGCAUCACAUUGAUCUCAUUCCCGGAGCGUCCUUGCCCAAUCGGCCAGCUUAUAGGAGCAACCCACAAGAAACUAAGGAGAUCGAAAGGCAAGUAUCUGAACUCCUGAGCAAAGGUUGGGUGAGAGAUAGUAUGAGUCCGUGCGCUGUACCUGUCAUUCUAGUACCCAAGAAGGACGGCUCAUGGAGGAUGUGUUCUGAUUGUAGAGCCAUAAACAACAUCACCAUCAAGUAUAGGCACCCAAUCCCCAGGUUAGAUGAUCUUCUUGAUGAACUGUAUGGUGCAUGUGUGUUUUCUAAAAUUGAUUUGAAAAGUGGCUAUAAUCAGAUUAGAAUCAGAGAGGGAGAUGAAUGGAAAACUGCCUUUAAAACAAAAUAUGGUUUGUAUGAGUGGAUGGUUAUGCCAUUUGGUUUGACUAAUGCACCUAGUACUUUCAUGAGAUUGAUGAACCAUGUUUUAAGGGAAUUUAUUGGGAAAUUUGUGGUGGUGUACUUUGAUGAUAUUCUUAUCUAUAGCACUAGUCUUGAUUUGCAUGUUCAACAUUUGCAAUCUGUUUUAAGUGUGCUUAGGAAAGAAAAAUUGUAUGCCAACCUAGAAAAGUGCUCCUUUUGUACUGAUCAUGUGGUGUUUCUGGGUUUUGUUGUUAGUGCUGAGGGAGUACGGGUGGAUGUGGAAAAGGUUAAGGCCAUCCAAGAAUGGCCAACACCUAAGACCCUGAGUGAGGUGAGGGGAUUUCAUGGUUUAGCAAGUUUCUAUAGGAGAUUUGUUAAGGAUUUUAGUACAUUGGCUGCUCCUCUAACUGAAGUUGUUAAGAAGAAUGUGGGUUUCAAAUGGGGUAAGAAACAAGAAGAGGCCUUUGCUGCCCUCAAACAUAGGUUAACUAAUGCACCCAUUCUUGCUAUGCCUAAUUUUGCAAAAUCAUUUGAAAUUGAGUGUGAUGCGUCAAAUGUGGGCAUUGGGGCUGUUUUAUUGCAAGAGGGACAUCCGAUAGCUUAUUUUAGUGAAAAGUUAGGAGCCGAUGCCCUUAACUAUUCAACUUAUGAUAAGGAAUUGUAUGCUUUGGUUAGGGCUUUACAAACUUGGCAGCAUUACCUAUUACCCAAAGAGUUUGUCAUCCAUAGUGAUCACGAGUCCUUAAAAUACUUAAAAGGCCAAGGAAAGCUUAAUAAGAGGCAUGCUAAGUGGGUAGAGUUUUUAGAGCAAUUUCCAUAUGUCAUCAAACAUAAAAAGGGGAAAGGGAAUGUAGUGGCUGAUGCACUGUCUAGGAGACAUGCUUUACUUGCUAUGCUUGAAACUAAACUGUUUGGUCUCGAGUCUUUGAAAGACAUGUAUGUGCAUGAUGUGGACUUUGCUGAAAUUUUUGCUGCAUGUGAAAAGUUUUCUGAAAAUGGUUACUAUAGGCAUAAUGGAUUCUUGUUUAAAGCAAAUAAAUUGUGUGUGCCUAAGUGUUCCAUUAGAGAGUUGCUUGUGAGUGAAUCACAUGAGGGGGGGUUGAUGGGACACUUUGGGGUUCAAAAGACCCUGGAAAUUCUGCAAGAGCAUUUCUUUUGGCCUCAUAUGAGGCGUGAUGUGCAUAAGUUUUGUGGUCAUUGCAUUGUGUGUAAACAAGCUAAAUCUAAGGUUAAACCUCAUGGACUGUAUACUCCUUUGCCUGUUCCUGAAUAUCCUUGGACUGACAUAUCUAUGGACUUUGUUUUGGGGCUGCCCAAAACCAAGAAUGGAAAGGAUUCUGUGUUUGUUGUUGUUGACAGGUUUUCUAAGAUGGCACACUUCAUCCCUUGCAAGAAAGUGGAUGACGCUUGUCAUGUGGCUGAUUUGUUUUUCAAAGAAAUAGUGCGGCUUCAUGGAUUACCGAGGAGCAUUGUCAGUGAUAGGGAUGCAAAAUUCCUUAGUCACUUUUGGAGGACCUUGUGGGGUAAGAUUGGUACUAAAUUGUUGUUUUCUACUACUUGUCACCCACAAACUGAUGGUCAAACUGAGGUAGUCAAUAGGACUUUAGGCACACUGCUUAGGACUGUUUUAAAGAAAAAUCUUAAAUCUUGGGAAGCCUGUUUGCCUCAUGUUGAGUUUGCUUAUAAUCGGGCUGUCCAUAGCACAACUAAUUGUUCACCAUUUGAGAUAGUGUAUGGAUUUAAUCCUUUGACUCCUCUUGAUUUGUUGCCUAUGCCUAACAUUGCUAUGUUUAAGCAUAAGGAUGCACAGGCUAAAGCUGAGUAUGUGAAGAAGUUGCAUGAGCAAGUGAGAGUGCCUAUGCUUUGUUGGCCGUCGAUUGCUGAUCAAACGGUUAACAGUAGGUGUGUGAGUGAACAGUGGAAGAUUGGUCUCAAUAUGAAUGGGUCGUGUGAUAGAUUCUUUGUAGAAAAGAUGGUGAGAGAUAUAAUGGAGAAUGAAGAUCUCAUGAGAUUAGCAAAUGAUGUUGCUAAAAAAGCUCUUCAUGGUUAA
Molecule: messenger RNA, 4557 nt
Organism: Glycine soja
Lineage: Eukaryota; Viridiplantae; Streptophyta; Magnoliopsida; Fabales; Fabaceae
Exons: 2
Coding region: 211-4557 (1448 amino acids)
Biological process (GO): DNA integration
Molecular function (GO): zinc ion binding; nucleic acid binding
Source: RefSeq, a predicted model, not a curated record